This is a messenger RNA of Pogoniulus pusillus (Red-fronted tinkerbird), 2638 nucleotides long. RefSeq names its product pygopus family PHD finger 2 (gene PYGO2). Gene Ontology annotation, biological process: kidney development; spermatid nucleus differentiation. The transcript is spliced from 3 exons. The record is from RefSeq and is a predicted model, not a curated record. Bases 105 to 1373 code for a protein of 422 amino acids. NCBI's taxonomy places the organism in Eukaryota, Metazoa, Chordata, Aves, Piciformes, Lybiidae.
CCGGUUUCCGGUUCCGGCGGAGCGGAGGAGCGGCGGCGGUGGCGAUGGCGGCGGCGGCGGCUGCGGUGGGGCGGCUAUGGCGCCGCAGCGCCUCUGACUAGGCUAUGGCGGCUCCGCACACCGAGAAGCUGGAGGGAGGCGUCCCGGCCCCGCCGCCCCCGCCGGGGCCCCCGCACCCUGCGGGAAGCGCCGCUACCGGCGGACCCGGCCGAAAACAGGGGAAGGCAGGGCUGCAGAUGAAGAGCCCCGAGAAGAAGCGGCGCAAAUCCAACACGCAGGGUCCCGCCUAUUCGCACCUCUCGGAGUUCGCGCCGCCGCCCACCCCCAUGGUGGAUCACUUGGUGGCCUCCAACCCCUUCGAGGAUGACUUCGGGGCCCCCAAAGUGGGGGCCGCUCCCGCCCCCUUCAUGGGCAGUCCGGUACCGUUCGGCGGCUUCCGCGUCCAGGCAGGGAUGUCGCCGCAGGUCCCUCCCGGUUACGGUGGGGGUCCGCAACCCUUGCGGAGGCAACCGCCGCCGCCCUUUGCCCCCGGGCAGAUGGGUCCAGCCUUCGGCAUGCCCCCUCAGAACCCCAACUACGUCCAGCCCGGGGGCAUGAGCUUCCCCGGGCAGCCUUUCAGCCAGCCCCUCGGACAGAACUUCAGCCCCCCCACGGGGCAGCUCAUGCAGGGCCCCGUCGGGGGCUUCGGGCCUAUGAUUUCCCCGACCAUGGGGCAGCCUCCCCCCCGAGGAGACAUGGGCCCUGGGCCAGCCCUCAACCCCCCCGGAGGGCCAGCAGCGGUGGCUCAGCGCUUCAGCCAACCUGGCAGCCUCUUUGGACAGUCGCCCCUGCAGCGCCCCGGGCAGAACAUGCCCCCUCUGACCCCCACCGCCAGCCCCUUCCCCGGGGCUGAUCCCGGCUUCCCUACCGGCAACGAAGAAGGGGGGAAGAACCUCAACGCCCCCCCCAGCACCUUUGCUCAGGAGCAGCACUCAGGCUCCCCUGCUGCCGUCAACGGGGCACAGCCUGGCUUCGCCCCCCCCAACAGCGCCAGCCGCGGUGCCAGCACCCCCGAAGCCAACAGCCUCCCUCCGCCGCCCGCGCCUGGCAAGGCGGCAGGGGGCUCUGGGCACCAACCCCCCCCGGGGCUGGUGUACCCCUGCGGGGCCUGCCGCAACGAGGUGAACGACGACCAAGAUGCUAUCUUGUGCGAGGCCUCCUGCCAGAAGUGGUUCCACCGGGAGUGCACCGGGAUGACGGAGAACGCCUACGGGCUGCUGACCACCGAGGCCUCCGCCGUCUGGGCCUGCGACUUCUGCCUCAAGACCAAGGAGAUCCAAUCGGUGUACGUGCGGGAGGGCAUGGGACAGCUGGUGGCUGCCAACGAGGGCUGAGCUGCCCUCCCGCCGCCCUCUACAGCUUCCUCCCCGCCCCCCGCGCACACACGCACCGGGCUAGGACCAAACCCCCUCUUUUGUAGUCGUCGCUACCUUCCCUGUCAGACAGAGAGGCGAUGCCAGCUGCCUGCCGCUUGUCCCUGGGCACCAAUUGCAGCUCCUUCCUGGGCACCGGCUGCAGCUCCUUCCUGGGCACCGGCUGCAGCUCCUUCCUGGGCACCGGCUGCAGCUCCUUCCUGGGCACCGGCUGCAGCUCCUUCCUGGGCACCGGCUGCAGCUCCUUCCUGGGCACCGGCUGCAGCUCCUUCCUGGGCACCGGCUGCAGCUCCUUCCUGGGCACCGGUUGCAGCUCCUUCCUGGGCACCAGCUGCAGCUCCUCCAUGGGCACUGGUUGCAGCUCCUUCCUGGGCACCAGCUGCAGCUCCUCCAUGGGCACUGGUUGCAGCUCCUUCCUGGGCACCAGCUGCAGCUCCUCCCUGGGCACCGGCUGCAGCUCCUCCAUGGGCACUGGUUGCAGCUCCUUCCUGGGUGCCAGCUGCAGCUCCUUCGUGGGCACCGGGUGCAGCUCUUCCCUGGGCACUGGCUGCAACCCCCUCCAUGGCCAACAGCUGCUGCUUCUCCGUGGGCACUGGCUGCAGUUCCUCCCUAGGCACUGGCUGUAGUUCCUCCCUAAGCACUGGCUGCCACUUCUCCCUGGGUACCAGCUGCAACUCCUCCAUGGGCACCUGUUGCAGCUCUUCCUUGGAUGCCAGCUGCUGCUCCUCCAUGGGCUACAGCUGCAGCUCCUCCCUGGGCACCGGCUGCCACUCCUCUGAGGGCACCGGUUGUAGCUCUUCCCUGGAUGCCAGCUGCCACUCCUCCCCCUGGGCACUGACUGCUGCUCCUCUCUGGGCCGGUGGUGGCUGUGCCACUGCCAGCCCCUUCCUGUGGGGCAGGUUCUAGCCUUGCUGCAGCAGCCCUCGGGGGCUGAGGCUCCCCCGUGCCACCCCAGCAGUGCCAAGUGGGGUCAGUGCCAUGCCAGGGGUUGAGGACAGUCUGGUCCUUACCGCCAGCCAUGACCCCCCUGGAGCUCUGCAGCCAUCCCGGGGUGGCUCCUCCACAUGCUCGGGAUGGGUCCGGUGCUUCCCAUUCACCUGCCCCGGUGCUCGGGAUGCUGCCGGUGGCUCCCCAGCGGCCCCCCCCCUCGCCCCCAACCACCCCCCCAAGUUUAUUCGAUCAUUAAUGGAAACUUUUGUACCGUGGCUAUAAAGCUCUGAACCGUG